Phoenix dactylifera (date palm) is the source of this 1763-nucleotide messenger RNA. RefSeq lists its product as uncharacterized. Gene Ontology annotation, biological process: microtubule-based process. Gene Ontology annotation, cellular component: cytoplasmic dynein complex. Gene Ontology annotation, molecular function: dynein intermediate chain binding. Lineage: Eukaryota; Viridiplantae; Streptophyta; Magnoliopsida; Arecales; Arecaceae. The record is from RefSeq and is a predicted model, not a curated record.
AUGCUGAUAACCUUAAAAAAAUAAAUAAACUAUGUGAUAAAAAGGAUGCCAUUCAACCUCAUUGGGCUCCGACCACUUCAUCUAUGGUACAGGUUCCAUACGGAAAAUUGUUCGGGUGAAAUAAAAAUGGGUCCAUUUCAGCUAAUUUCGUAUGCUGAAAUCCAGAAAUCUAUAAUUAGGAACGGAUGCGGAUCAUGUUAAACAUAAUGCUGUGAUUCUGUUUUCUUUCUUUCUUUCUUUCUUUGGUACAAGAUGUGAUUCCGUUUCGUUUUUUCUUUCUUUUUUUUUUUUUAUUAUAAAGAGUGGGCUGCAUGAACGCGAAGAAAUCUUUCCGAGUCAUAUCCUAGAGUUCGGGAAAGGACAUCUUGAUUGCCACUUUAAAGAACGAGGAAAGGACAUGCCCUCGCUCUCUUCUACGUGGGCGAAGAUUCAUGAACCGCUUCCAUGCGGACGAGCAAAUUCUUUCAUCUGCUCUUAUACUCAAUUGAAGAUAGCAGCACAUAAAAGAGUUAUCUUAUAAAGCAAGCUCACUCGCAUGCAAUCCUGUCAUACUGUCAAAGUGUCAAUCUUAUGACUACUCGACCACUCAAUUAUCAAUUGGCUGCUGGGGCGCCCUCAAUUGCUUUUUCUGCAGCAAUUUGAAUUAAUAACCUUUAUAACUACUGUUCAGAUACUUAUAAUAAUUACGGAGCAAAAGUAGUGAUAUUCCUUCAUGUUCGCGAGGACUUCUUGUCGGAAUUCUGAUAGAUGAAAAACAUGAUUUCAAUAAUAUAAUCAUACAUGUCUUGAUGAUACUCGUGGAGAAAGAAAAAAAAAAAGAUUAUGAUAGAAGGGCACCCUGUCUUGAUGUCAUCGCCGGAAGCCCGCAAGAUUUAAAAAAUUUAAAAAUAUUACUUCAUGUCUCUUGCAAUGGAACACUGAGUGAGCUUUAUUGCCUCAUCUCCUCUGUCCGCGGCAUUAUUGCACGUGGAAGUGGCUAGUAGUGGCACGUCAGAGAGAGAGAGAGACAGACAGAGGCUUUUCUUUGCCUUUAGUAGCUAGCAUUGAGAGAGACAGAGAGCGACUUUUGUUCGUCUUUAGUAGGAUUCAGAGAGGGCAAGAAAGCUUUAGUCGGUAGUUUUUCUUUCGUUGAUUCCUCCACAUUUGGAAGGCUUUUAGAGUGAUAAAGAAGGACCCUUCCGGGUUUCUUUGAUUUUGGAGAGAGAAAGAAAGAGAGGAUGUUGGAAGGGAAGGCAGUGAUCCACGAUACGGACAUGCCCGUAAAGAUGCAGCUGCAGGCCAUGUCCUGUGCCUCCCAAGCCCUCGACCUCUUCGAUGUCCUCGACUGCAAGAGCAUCGCCGCUCACAUCAAAAAGGAGUUUGACAUGAGGUAUGGGCCUGGAUGGCAGUGCGUGGUGGGUUCCAACUUCGGCUGCUUCUUCACCCACAGGCGGGGCACCUUCAUCUACUUCUGCUUCGAGACUCUCUACUUCCUCAUCUUCGAAUCUGCUGCUCUUACUCCUGUUUAGCCAGCCUCUGGCGCCCUCUGCUUUAUAUCUUGCAGAGCUGAUGCUGCUUACCCUCAGGGCCUUUCCUCUUCUUGUGUCGAAAUACCUUUCUUCUCCUUCUAACUGCCUUGAUGUACACAACGAAAGUUCUUGUAAGCAACGAAAUAAGAUAAAUCUUCUAGCUUUAUCUUUUGAUGGUUUAACCUGUUCCUGUGUUUGCACUGAGAACAGCAGUCCAAUUGGUAUGAAUUCUUACAAAUAUUCCUUUCCUGUUCA